Messenger RNA from Brachypodium distachyon (stiff brome), 2663 nucleotides. Its product is annotated as exocyst complex component EXO70B1. The coding region runs from base 314 to 2278 and encodes 654 amino acids. Gene Ontology annotation, molecular function: phosphatidylinositol-4,5-bisphosphate binding. The record is from RefSeq and is a predicted model, not a curated record. Gene Ontology annotation, cellular component: exocyst. The transcript has a single exon. Gene Ontology annotation, biological process: exocytosis. NCBI's taxonomy places the organism in Eukaryota, Viridiplantae, Streptophyta, Magnoliopsida, Poales, Poaceae.
GUCCGUCACGAGUUACCCGGUCCACGCGACACUACCACUCGAGAGCGGCGCUGCCCGUGCCGAGCAGUAAAGCAGCCAGUCCACGCGCUGUCGUCCUCUGCCAGCAGAAGCAACCGCGUCCCCGCGUGGGAAGUCACCACCGGCUCAUCCCUUCUCUCCACAAUCCAACCACCGAGGACCGAACGGCGAAGCCGCGUGUGGAGGAGGUGGAGGCGUGGAGCCCUCGUUCAGAUCUGAGCCAGGCCGCCGUAGGAACGCCGUUUUUCCGCGAGGAGGAGGAGGAGCUCCCUCUGCCACGCAACCCCACAGAGCGAUGGCGGAGGACGGCGAGGAGAAGCUGCUCGCGACGGUUCAGCACAUCGUGCAGACGCUGGGGAGCAGCGACACCAUGACGGAAGACAUCCUCAAGGUAUUCUCCAACUACGACGGCCGCCUCUCGCUCGACAAGCUCUACGCCGCGCGCGGCGCCGCGGCCGCGGCGGUAGCGGCUGGCGGUGGGGGUGGCGGGGGAGAGCGGUCGUUGCCGGCGUCGCCGCCGCUGCCCCCGCCGCCGCAGGCGGCGGUGUCUGGCUCCGCGGCCAGGCCGCCGCCCGUGACGUCCAUGGAACGGACUGUGCGCACGCUGGACCGCCAGAUCUCGCAGUUUGUGACCAUGAAUAGGCUGAUUUGGGCCGAUUCCGUGGACGCCGACACGUUCCUGGAGGCGGUCGACGACCUCAUCGGAACCGUGCAGGAGCUGGAUGCCGCGGGGACCAACCGCGUCCUGCUCGACCGCGCGGACGAGCUGCUCAGCCGGUGCAUGGCGCGGCUCGAGGAUGAGUUCCGGGCGCUCAUCGAACGCCCCGACGACGCGGCCCCCUUGGCGCCUGGCGGGUUCGGGUCGGACGGGAGCGAUGACGAGGAGUUCUACGGCGGCGCCGAUGGCUACGCUGACGAGCCGAUCCCGAUCGCCAAGCCGGUCACCGACUACGACGUUGUGAUCGACGCGCUCUCGCCAGGGUCGAUUGCGAACGUGCACCAGAUCGCACGGCGGAUGGUGGACGCCGGCUUCGGCCGCGAAUGCGCCGAGGCCUAUGCCGCUGCCCGGCGCUGCUUCGUCGACGAGAGUGUUGCACGUCUCGGCGUCCGACCGCGUACCGCCGAGGAGGUCCAUGCAUCCCCCUGGGAAGAGCUCGAGGUUGAAAUCGCCCGCUGGAUCCCGGCUUUCAACAUGGUUUUCCGCAUCUUGAUUCCCAGCGAGCGCCGCCUCUGUGACCGCGUCUUCGACAGUCUUGCCCCCUUCGGUGAUCUCGCCUUCAUUGCUGCUGUGCGCACUCAGGCAAUACAGCUCAUAGCAUUCGGGGAUGCUAUUUCUUCCUCCAGCCGCUCGCCGGAGCGCCUCUUCCGUGUUGUGGACAUGUAUGAGGCUGUGCGGGACAUCCUUCCUGACCUUGACCCUGUGUUCUCUGACCCUUACUCUGCGGCACUCCGCGCAGAGGUCUCUGCAGUGUGCAACACCCUAGGCUCCUCAAUCAAAGGUAUAUUCAUGGAACUGGAAAAUCUCAUCCGCCGUGACCCUGCCCGGGUAGCUACCCCUCGUGGUGGCAUACACCCCAUUACUCGGUAUGUCAUGAACUAUCUCCGUGCCGCAUGUGGGUCGCGGCAGACAUUGGAAGAGGUGAUGGAAGGUGACAUUGGUGCUGGUGGCAGAGCUGCUGUCGCCGUGGACCCUGACCGUUCCACAUCUUCGCUAGCUGUGCACAUUGCAUGGAUCAUGGAUGUUCUCCACAAGAAUUUGGAUACAAAGUCUAAGAUUUACCGAGAUCCAUCACUAGCUUGCAUUUUCUUGAUGAACAACGGCAAGUACAUUAUCCAGAAAGUGAAUGAUAGUGAGCUAGGUGUUCUACUCGGUGAUGACUGGAUCAAGCAGAUGACAAGUAGAGUGCGACGCUGGAGCAUGGAUUACCAGCGGACAACAUGGGGCAAGGUUACAACCGUGCUGCAGAUCGGUGGUCCUGGUGUUGGUGCGCUCCCAGCCAAGGCAAUGAUGCAGAAAUUACGGAUGUUUAACACCUACUUUGAGGAGAUCUACUCAGCACAAUCAGAGUGGGUGAUAGCAGAUGAUCAAUUGAGGAUGGACGUUAGGGGGGCAGUGGAGGAUUCAGUGAUGCCAGUGUAUGCAACUUUGAUUGCUAGGUUAAAAUCGUCUCCUGAAACUGGGCGUGACCUAUUCAUCAAGUACACCCCUGAAGAUGUCCAGGCACAUAUCGAACACUUGUUUGAAGGCGGAGCGAACUGAUGAGUUUCCCGGUACCUCGUGGUGCUUGUGUGACGCAGCUCUAGCCUAUUACUCUCUUGGAUUUGUGAAGUUGCUGUCAUGGAUCUUGGUGAAUAUCUGGGCCUCAGUAACGGUGAUAUUCUUACCUCAGCCUUGUAUUGUUGUAUCACUUAUAUUUUUUCCUCCAUGAAGAAAUUAUGGGGUUUAGCAAAUUCUGUUCAUGAUUGUAGGUGUAUGUAUGUUGACUAGUAAGGUGAUUAUUUUGUAACAAAAUUAGGGUUUGAUCUUGGAUCCAACCACUCCUUCAGUCUAACUUCAUAACACCGCAAGUAUUUAUGGAUUUCAAUGCUUAUUUUAAAAGUUUAUGUGGUCAAACAUUAUUUUAGAAAGUGCUCUAUUAUGAUUU